This is a messenger RNA of Triticum turgidum subsp. durum (durum wheat), 555 nucleotides long. The record is from the annotation of a GenBank genome assembly. NCBI's taxonomy places the organism in Eukaryota, Viridiplantae, Streptophyta, Magnoliopsida, Poales, Poaceae.
AUGGGAUCGAGAGUCUUUCUCGCCGCGGCCGUGGUGGCCGUGGCCGUGGCGGCGGCGGGGGCGGACGUGGCGGCGGACCGGGCGGAGUGCUCGGACAAGCUGGUGGCGCUGGCGACGUGCCUGACGUUCGUACAGGGGCAGGGGCAGGCGCCGACGCCGGACUGCUGCGGGGGGCUGAAGACGGUGCUGCAGACCAGCCCCAAGUGCCUGUGCGUGCUCGUCAAGGACCGCGACGACCCCGGUCUGGACUUGAAGCUCAACGUCACCAGGGCGCUCGGCCUCCCCGCCGCCUGCGGCGCGCCCGCCAACAUCUCCGACUGCCCAAGGCUACUGAACCUGCCGCCCAAUUCCAAGGACGCGGAGGUCUUCGAGCAGUUUGCCAAGCAGCAGGCAGCCCAGAGCAGCCCAAGUGGCGCGUCGAGUGCGCCGAGCACGGGCGCACAGAAGAACGCGGCGGCGAGGAUGAGGUGGUUGGGAGUGGGCGGAGUUGGUGUGGCCGCACGCGCAGCGCCGCUCCUCUUCUUCGCCGUGCCUUUCUUGCUCCUUCUGCGCUAA